Molecule: messenger RNA, 1077 nt
Organism: Bacidia gigantensis
Lineage: Eukaryota; Fungi; Ascomycota; Lecanoromycetes; Lecanorales; Ramalinaceae
Exons: 3
Coding region: 1-1077 (358 amino acids)
Biological process (GO): Golgi organization
Cellular component (GO): Golgi apparatus
Molecular function (GO): protein binding
Source: RefSeq, a predicted model, not a curated record
AUGUUUGGAGCGCUCAAUCGCUUCAUAUCCCGCCUAGACUCGGACACUCCGUCUAAUGGAUCUAGAGAUGGUUAUACAGCUUGGGGAUUCCAAGUGCUUCGCAACAACAAGCCUGAAAUACCUGUUGAGCCAUGGUAUGAUUUCAUCAUCGGGAUUAACGGCCGACAAAUAGACAAUUCUGAUCCAAGUCUUUUCUCCACCGAAGUCCGCAACUGUGCAGGUGCAAAUGUGACUUUGACGACCUACACGGCAAAGGGUCAGCGAACGUCAACAGUUGACAUUCCUAUCGAUCCUUCCUCUCCCAGUCUUGGCCUGACACUACAAUGGUCACCUCUGUCAAAUGUCGACCAAGUCUGGCAUAUCCUUGAAGUGACACCUAACAGCCCUGCUGAUACUGCAGGGUUGCUUCCCUACAGCGAUUACAUCGUCGGCACACCGGAAGGACAAGUACAUGGAGAAGCUGGCCUCGGUGAACUUGUUGAAGACUACAUAUCGAGACAACUGCGAUUAUUUGUGUACAAUCAAGAAUAUGGUAUCACAAGACUCAUCACUAUAACGCCGAGCCGUAGCUGGGGUGGAGAAGGAGCCUUGGGUUGUGUGCUUGGAUUUGGUGCAUUACACAGGCUCCCUGCUCCUCUCACUGAAGGGCCAGUGCCUGGCCCCGGCGAGUCCCUAUUUGAGGGUGUGAGACUCAGUGGAGAAGGUGGUCGGCCGGUAUCACCUUAUAAAGAAACCUCAGGGUACAACACAAACGCUACUCCUGCACAAUUUUCAUCCAAUGUAAUAAUACCAGCGUCGUUGACUUCGGCACCGCCUUUACAACCGCCGACUAGUGCGCCAGCUACUGGCCCUCCACGAGGCGGAAGGAGAGGGAAGAGGGUCUUGAGCCCAACGGUUGCGUUUGAUGAGUACUUCAAGGAGGGAGAACAGAAGAGCAAGGAGGAUGAUUUCGUGCCGACUUCGAAAUCGCCUGCACCACCACCUCCGCCUGGAACGAAAGGUGGAUCCGCAGAUACAAAUGACGUUACCACCCAUGAAGAACAUAGUUCAGCAGAGAAAGACGGUAGUACUGAAUGA